AUGAUCGCCAGCAUCCCUGGGAUCGUGGGCACGCCGACGGUUCUUGGCCUGGGCGGCGUCCAGGCACCAGUGCUCGGCUACCAGCCGGUGACAUUCAGCUGCGUCAGGGGAGCCACCUGCCAGAUCCGCAUUCCAGCCGCAAAUGGUACGGGAGUCGUGCCGUCCGGAUCGAGUUCGCUUCUAGUUGUUGCAGGUGAGACAACCUGUGGAUCGACUUCUCUUCAGGAGCUGGCAACGCUGCCGAGAGCUGCGACCGGGGUGUUGGCAAGCAACCCAGUCGAUGCUUCCUCACCCUCGGCAACCUCCGUCCGCCUGGUGUCCCUGGGAGAACCCAUCCUCGAGGGCAGCUACACGCUGUGCUUCUGCGCCGGCAGCGACAGCGGCAGUGGCGCCUGUGCCCUUGACCGCGAUUUCUUCAGCCUUGUGGGAAGUCUCACCGUUCGAGGGCCGGCGGCAAGCAACGCCCUCUACUGCGUGGUGUCCCAGAACUGUUCCCUGGCUCUAUGGGGCGUGGAGCUUUCUGUAUGGGAUUGGAUCCUGGUGAGAGAGGAAGGAUCAGGCAGCUGUUUCGACUCGAGCCGCGUUGGAUUCCAGGCCUCUGACAAGUUCCUGAUCAAUCCGGCCGGCUUGCCGCAAGAGGACAUACAGCAACAGUGGAUUUUUGAUCUUGGAACGUCAAGCCAGACUGGGCAGUACCAACUGUGCUACUGUGCGGGCUACAAGGCAUCGCCUGGCAGCAGCGCUGCGCCAUGCCAGGCCCCUGCAGACUUCACGAUGCAGGUGGGUACUCUCGUCGUCCGCGGCUUGCAAGAUACCGGUCUUUCUUUCGGAUGUGUCAAAUCCUCCAAGGGGGACGGGCAGGCUCAAUGCGCACUCCCUGUCCAGGGCAGCAGCCUCAUUCCCGAGCAGGACAAGAUGCUGGUCAUGCCCCUGUCGGACACAACAAGCUGUGGAGAGGUCGCGGCCAGCCGCGGUUUUGGCAUCAGCCCGAAUCCGAUCCCCAUAAGCCUGGCGAACACCACUGGAGCGCCGGUCCUACGAUACCUCCAGGGCUCAGUUCGGUGA
Symbiodinium sp. CCMP2592 is the source of this 1065-nucleotide messenger RNA. Lineage: Eukaryota; Dinophyceae; Suessiales; Symbiodiniaceae. The record is from the annotation of a GenBank genome assembly.